AUGCCCUCUGAAAUUGAUUCUCUUCCAGUUGAAAACUGGGAUAUUGAUACCCUUAUUAUUUUUUUACGAGGACAGGACCUAAAAUUCGAUGAUGAUGACUUUGAAAUUCUUCGCAGAGAAAAAAUAACCGGGUUUGAUUUCACUAAUAUGACUAAAGAAGAAUUUGAACGUUGUGGUUUGAAAAUUGGUCCAUCAAAAAGAUUAGUGAAAGUAGCUGAGAUAUUAAAAGACCCUUCGAAGUGUUCGUUCUCAUACCGUAGUUUGAAACAAGUUUUAAAAGAAUACAACAGUAGUAAAAUUUUGCCAGGAACUUAUCCACUUACGGACGAAGAUGAGGAGGAAUACACCAAUAACAAAUCUUUACCGGGAACUUAUCCACUUAAGGAUGACGAUGAGAAAUUACCACAAAGUGUAGGGAAGAUAAAACUACUCAAGAGCGAACAAGAAAGCACAAACGAUAAAAUUUCUAUAUUGCCUCCAUUAUUUAAAAAAUCCAUAGGUACGCAAACUACAAACUUUUCUGCAGAUCAAAAGAGCUUAACCUACCUUAUCCAGGGCUUAAUAUCUAGGAGUCUUUCACAUUUUCCUCUUAAUGAGUGGGUCUUCAUUAAUAAUACAACGAAGGGUGUAUGCAGAAUUAGUAGUGUGGAACCACGACUGUCAAGUGUGUCACUGUAUUGUGAGUAUGAGCUCGGAAAAGUCUACACCCAUCAUUAUUCGCCAGCAUUUUCGGGAUAUCCUAUAGCUCUCAAGAGUCCAUUUUCUCCGUCUGAAAGGAUUAUUACGGGACUCGAUGAGAGCAAGACAAAGUUUAUUGAUAACAUUAAUUAUGUUAUUGAGUUCACGGAAAUGCUUGACUUUGUAGAGCCCGUCAAAUCCAGCAGUAACAUUUCUAGUUCUUCUACGGCAGUUUCGUCAACAAAAACGAUUGCGACACAAACAAGACCUUAUGUUGAGGAUACCAAAGAAUUAACGUAUAUUGCGAAAGGUAUAAUGUUCAAGAGCAUUUGUUGGUUCACCUGGGAUGAACAAGAGGCAUUCCGCCUUGGAAAAAAGAAGGGCAUUCUGCGACUUGUCAGUUCUGACCCUAAACUAGCAGGCGUAACACUGACAUGCAAUUAUCAGCUUUCAAAAUUUUUAUGCAGUUUUCAAGGUGAUAUUGGUUAUCCAAUGAUCGUGUGUUGUUCAUAUGGAAGUGUUAAGACUCUGCUCACAGAGGAUAAGGAGAAGAUUAUGGAUAAUCAUAAUUAUAAUUUGACGUUUAUUUCGUAA
Messenger RNA from Rhizophagus irregularis DAOM 181602=DAOM 197198, 1272 nucleotides. RefSeq lists its product as uncharacterized. NCBI's taxonomy places the organism in Eukaryota, Fungi, Glomeromycota, Glomeromycetes, Glomerales, Glomeraceae. The record is from RefSeq and is a predicted model, not a curated record.